Molecule: messenger RNA, 1595 nt
Organism: Purpureocillium takamizusanense
Lineage: Eukaryota; Fungi; Ascomycota; Sordariomycetes; Hypocreales; Ophiocordycipitaceae
Exons: 4
Coding region: 1-1224 (407 amino acids)
Source: RefSeq, a predicted model, not a curated record
AUGCCCGAGGCCGCAGCAGCAGGAGGAGACGCCGCCGCCGCCACUGAUCCCCAGAAGCGCAUCCGCCGCCUUCGUUCCUUCAACUACGUCCCUCCCUACGUCGAGUCCGUUGCUCCCUCUGCGCGCCCUGCCCACGUUCGCUUCGCCCAAGAGAUCGCACCGGGCGCCUCGGCCGGCGGCAACAAUACCAACAACACCACCACCAACUACUCCAAGCCCGCGACUGGCAGCGGUGGCGGCAGCAGCAACGGCACUGCCGUCAACGCCCAUCAGGCCAAGAGCGAGCCGCCCAAGGACUGCCAGCCGAGCAGCUUCCCCGCCGUCGGUGCGCCUCCCGGCUCUGCCUACGCCGCCUCGACUGCUCUGCCUCAGCAGUGGUACACCUCUGCGGACCCGACCCGUAGCCUGAGCGGCCCGGGACCGUACGUCCAGAACCAGCUGUAUCAUUCUCAAGGUGGCGGCGUCUUCGCCGGGGCUUCAUACUACAACGGCCAGCCCAUCCACGUGCACCAGCAGCAGGUGCCGGGCACUACCACUACCAUGAGCAUCCCCUACGUCGCGGCCACGGGCCCCGUGCCGCCCACCGAGGGCCUCAAUUACCAGCCUCCCGUUCCGGACAAUAGCAACGGCCCCAUGCAGCACGUCUACGUGCCUCGCUACGAUGCCGCUCCUGGCAUGAUGGGCGGUGGCGGUCCGGCGUACGCCGUCCACGUCCAGCCUGGUGCUCAUCCGCAGCAUGUCCCCGGCACGGUCCCCGUUGGCCAGCCCGGCUACGUCGUCUACCAGGGCGUGCCUCACCAACUCGUGGCCCCCUUUCCCGCCGGUCAGCCACAGCUUCCCGGUCAGCCUGUCAUGAUCAAUGGUCAGUCGUACUAUCCCAUCACGGCGGGCCCGGCCGGGCAGCCGAUGCCCACCGUGAUGCAGGCCGCCCCCGCCGUUGCGCCCGCAGCCUUGAUCGCAGGUGCCCCCGUUCCCAACGAGGUUCCAGGCCUGGGCCGCACGCCUCAGGAGGAAGUGCUGCACCAGGUGCAGUUCGCCUACAACAACAAGCUCUUCGAGCCCCAGGACAUGAAGCCCGGCGACGACGACCCCAGCCGCUUCUACUGGGUGCGCGAGAUCGACGGCAACUGGACCCAGCGCAGCCGCUAUUCCAUUGACCAGAUCCCCUGCCGCUGGUACGUGACGGAUGAGGGCUGGUUCUACGCCGUGCGUCUGCCCGACUGAGCGUACGUACGCCGUCCAUAGGCGCCGCCUGGCCUACUCCUGAGAUCUAGUCCCGGACCCGCCCUUCCAGUCAAGGUGCCAUAAGGCACAGUCAAAUAUCGUGCUCAAUGACCAGAAUCUCGCUUUUCAACCGUCGUCUCGGGGCUGCUGACGACAAGCCCCCUCCCCGCCACCGGUACCACAAUGUUCUGUCUACAAAAGAGGAAAGAAGACAGACACAGGACAAAGUGGCCAAAAGCGCCCAUCCCUGCCAAGUCGAAAAGCAGGUUCCGCCGGGCUUCGUUGUAAUGCUGGUGAACGAGCCACGGACGGACGUAUGCUGGACAGAAGCAAUGAGAUAACUGUACAUGAGAGGUCAUACAUUUGGGAGG